AACCGUGCAGAACCUGAGCUUAAAUCCGCACCCUGCUUUACUUUAAAGCAUUCAUUGAAUCUUCCCCGUCUCGGAGCCUCAGCAGCAGCAGCAGCGGCGAGCGUUUACAGCAAUGGCCAAUUACAUUCACGUCCCAGAAGGCGCGCCCGUGGUCCCUAAAUUAGACGUAACCCUGGACGAGCACGAUUACAGAGCCGGAGCGCUGAAGCUCAUCAAGACGCUGAGACCCCACUGGAAACCCUCGGAGGUCAAAAUGAAGUCUUUCACCGACGGCAUCACGAACAAGUUGAUCGGCUGUUACGUCGGCGGGUCCAUGCAGGACGUGGUCCUGGUCCGGGUCUACGGGAACAAGACGGAGCUGUUUGUGGACCGUGAGAACGAGGUGAAGAGCUUCCGCGUCCUGCAGGCGCACCGAUGUGCUCCGCGCCUCUACUGCACCUUCAACAACGGCCUGUGCUAUGAGUUUCUGCAGGGAGUGGCCCUGGAGCCCGAGCACAUCCGCAGCCCUGCCAUCUUCAGGCACAUUGUGAGACAGAUGGCGAAGUACCACGCCAUACAUGCCCACAACGGCUGGGUGCCCCAAUCAGACCUCUGGCUGAAGAUGAGCAAGUUCUUUUCUCUUGUUCCUACACACUUUGAAGACCCCGAGAAGGACCAUAGGCUGAACAGUGAGGUGCCCAGCGCUGAGUGUCUUAGAGACGAGAUGAUCUGGCUUCAGCAGAACCUUUCUAAACUGGGUUCCCCAGUCGUUCUGUGCCACAACGAUCUGCUCUGUAAGAACAUCAUCUACAACCAACAGGAAGGAAAUGUCAAAUUCAUUGACUACGAAUAUGCUGGGUACAAUUAUCAAGCCUUUGACAUUGGGAACCACUUCAAUGAAUUUGCAGGUCUGAAUGAGGUGGACUACACCCUGUAUCCCGGGCGAGAGCUCCAGUUGCAGUGGCUCCGGGCCUAUCUGGAGGCCUACAAGGAGUACAAAUCACAGGGCACGCAGGUCUCCGGCACUGAAGUGGAGCUGCUCUACGUGCAAGUCAACCGCUUCGCCUUGGCAUCUCAUUUCUUUUGGGGACUGUGGGCGUUGAUCCAAGCUCAGUACUCCACCAUUGACUUUGACUUCUUGGGGUAUGCAGUUCUCCGUUUCAGCCAGUACUUCAAGAUGAAACCGGAGGUGACGUCCCUGCACCUUCCAGAAUAAUCUCUCAGGUCUUGGCUCGCGCUACUCCAGAAAAGGGCUCCCCCUGGUGGACACAAGAACUAGCCGGAGACCUCUUCAGUUUGUAGACUGAACACUGCACUUACUUGUCUGAACGCAUCAUUUUAGAUAAGCCCCAAAUCACCUCUGAACUCAAAGCUGGUUUAGCGUCGUAGUAAAAACAAGCACCCAAGCCCUCCUCCUGCGCUUUUACGUUGGCGGUCGAUCGAUCGAGAGAGAGAGAGAGAGAGAGAGAGAGAGAGAGGCUCGCCCCAGUGCCCUAGCCCAUUUUCAGUCAAGUGAAAUUGCCAAUUGAGGAAGCAGACAACUCGCGUAGAUGGCUUACUCUAGAGUCUCGACUUGCCAGUGUAAGUGAAGAGCGAUCCCUGGAGAAUCUCAGAUUAAGAAAAGCUCCCCAGAUACCGAUCCUGCGAGGACAGGGAAACCACAAUUAUCGUACGGAGACAGCGAGGAGGGCCGCUGGGUCCGUUUCCAGCGACUUAACUAUCACCCUAAAGGUCAUUCCUGCUUGUUUACACAACUUCUAAUGGGAGAAAUCGGUGUACUGUAAGAUAUCGUAGGCUUUACUGUAUGGAUAGUCGCUGAUUCCGUCUAUAAACGGUGAACUUUGGGCCCGUCUGUUCCUUACGAGGGUUGUUCCUGGCACAGCUGCGUUAAGAUGUGUAAUUCAGGGACCAAUAGAAGCUUCGUUGUUCGUUUCUGGCAGACGAUCCCUCCACCCCGUCCUGUCACUGUGAACCACUGUAUAGCGCAUUCAUAAAGUUUCUCAUUGUUAUCUCAGCGUGGUGCUUGGAGAAAGUAGACGCACAGUAGCCGUGGCUACAACGAGCCGGUAGCUAAUCCGAAGCCCACACCAAAGUGCUGAUAUUUCUUGCUUGUACAUUAUGCACAAUGUAUUUUUUCACGGUAGAAAUAACAUGUGGUAAUAUUUACAUUUCGAGCUGUGGUUUUGUACUUAUUUAAGUGGCGCUGUCACGGAGGUCGCUCUCGAGACGUGUGCUUUUUCUGGGAGGUAUCGGUGAACUUUUUGUAACGGAUGUAAUUCCUGGAAGCCUUAACGAUGGUAUCGCCUGCUGGACGCACUAAAGCUUUUGUAUUCGUAAACCCCCGGUCCGCUUAACUAAAUUACAGGCCUUUUUGCACAAACUCUGAUCGCUUUAAGAACAAAAUCAGUCCUCACUUCACCUUGCGACGGGCCGCUCUUUCUGCUUAAGGCUAGCUUUAACCGCACGUGGUGGGAGAUUUUUGGUAUUGCUUUGUUUUGCAGGGUCCCUGUUACUAAAUUUACUGCUAUAGGAAAAACUAUUUAUGUGUAACCAAGCUACACGGUAAUGGCGUAGUCGUUUAUUAAUACGAUCUUACUCGGAAAUGAAUCUGGAUUUUGAAAUGGACAAAAUGCCCUAGAAACGUUAAACGUAAGGGCAAAUAAUGUCCUUGGGCAAAUUAUACAUAUUUUUUUUAUCUGUUAUAAUGCUCUUCAGAAGUUUGGAGUCGACUAGAUUUUAUGAGUACUUUUAUUCACUUCCUUUUUAUUUUUAUUAAAGAAUCAUGAAAAAGUGUCACGUUACAGUUCCACAUUUAAUCAUAAAAAAAAUAUUUUUUGAGCACCAAAUUAUUAUAUUAGACUUAUUUCUGACACUGACGACUGUAAUAAUGGCUGCUGAAAAUUCAACUUUGCCAUAGAAGAAGUAAAUAACAUUUUAAAAGACAUUAAAAUAAAACAGUUAUAUAGUGCUGUAUAAACCCUAAUAUAUAGAGAGUUUUUUUUGACAAAUGAAUGCAGUCUUGGUGAGAUUAAGAGAUUUGUAAAAUGUUAGAAAAUCUUACUGACCCCAAACUUUUGAACAUUUCUUUUUUUUUUUUUUUUUUUUUUUUUUUUAAAAAGGCUGAUCCAAUUUUGUGUUUAGACACCACAGUUACCACCUAAAUCAACUGAUUUAUAUAUGAUAAAAAACACACCAAUCAAAAAAAAUCAAUUAUUUGACAAAAUAUCAUAGAGAACAAGAAAAAAAAGAUGCCACUGAAAUCAAUUCCACUUAGUUUCUGAUGCAUGAGCGAUGUGUUAUAAAGUUUUUUUCUUCAAGUCGUUUUCUGGUGCAAACCUCAGCUCUGAGACUUGCCUUCGCACCGCCUGGCUACCCUCAUUUACCUCAGUUUCCUGUGACAGUUUGCCUAUACUACAAACAACCAUAUACAAUUCUGUAAAUACUAGAAACUGUGAAUUUCUGGUUGUUUCAAUGUAUUUUGACACAAGCUUCUUUUUUCUAUGCCGGUUCUUUUGUAACUGUCAAGCUUGCACCUUGAUCACGUUUUUAAACAGUCAAAGACCACAAAGAAUGCUACAUGCUACUUUUUCCUUUCUUUUUCUUUUACACCAGAAAUGUUCAUCAAACAGUAGCAGUGGGAAAUUUCUCUUUCAACAGUCUGUGAAGAUGAUUUCCGAUUUCUUUGCACUCUUUAGCGUUUAUAUAAACCCCAAAGUGAUGGGUGGUUCCAACUUUUAGCCAAUGAAGUGCUUCUGGUGAACGUAAAGAUGUACAGGACUGCCUCAUGCAAGCGUCUACUGGCGGUUUUUAGCAUAGGUGUAUAUGUACAACUGUAAACAAACUGUAAAAGAAAAUCUUUGCUUCUUAUUAAACAAUGCCUGUUGUCAAUAACUAAACAGAGAUAUUCUUUUUCUAAGAAGAGCUGUUAGAUUUAAUAAUAAUAAUAUGGGGAUGAAAUCCUGAAGUGUUGCAUUGUAGAUUCUGUAUCAAAUCCAUUGAAUAGAAAUAAAGUUAAACCAACUAUA
Molecule: messenger RNA, 4004 nt
Organism: Puntigrus tetrazona (Sumatra barb)
Lineage: Eukaryota; Metazoa; Chordata; Actinopteri; Cypriniformes; Cyprinidae
Gene: etnk1
Product: ethanolamine kinase 1
Exons: 8
Coding region: 113-1195 (360 amino acids)
Biological process (GO): phosphatidylethanolamine biosynthetic process
Cellular component (GO): cytoplasm
Molecular function (GO): ethanolamine kinase activity
Source: RefSeq, a predicted model, not a curated record